AUGUACACUAAAAAGGGGUUUAUCAGCUAUAUUGGGGAUGUGAACAAUGAGACUGGAAGUCAGACUGUUCUUGGAGCUAUGCUACGCGAGUCUUCCGUAACCUUUCUGCACCAUCAGCUUUCACUUUUUGAUCAGUUGCGCUCUCUUGGGGUGUUCCUCUACAUUGAUGAGGCAAUUGACAACAAUUCUCAAUUAGAAAUGUCACUGCCAGGCUACCACAGAAUGCUGAGUCAGGACAGGCAUCCAACCCAAAAAGUGACAGUCCUACUGUGCUGGCGCGGUCAGCCAAGCAAUCCUCAAGGCCAAGAAGAUCAACCUACCACCCUUGCUACUCAAGCUGAGCACUCAAAUCCUACCAAUGCCAAUGAAAAUGUGACUAACAACAGUCCCAAAUCUCAGAGUGUCAUUGUCAAGUAUAGCCAGCCAUGCAAUCCACAAAACCAUUUUUAUGCACUCAUUUGGAUGUCCGUAACAUGGUUUCAAACACCACUUCUAAUCUUAACCCCAAAAUUACAAGGUUUGACCCAAAAAGCCCCAACAAAGGCGGCCCACUUCAAUGUUGUACCAGAUGCAAGACUGUCAACUAUUGCUCAACAGAAUAUCAGACAACUUCUUGGCUUAAUCACAGGCAAAUCUGCGCUGGAAGAACAAGCCCCUUAG
This is a messenger RNA of Melampsora larici-populina 98AG31, 660 nucleotides long. RefSeq lists its product as uncharacterized. The record is from RefSeq and is a predicted model, not a curated record. NCBI's taxonomy places the organism in Eukaryota, Fungi, Basidiomycota, Pucciniomycetes, Pucciniales, Melampsoraceae. The transcript has 3 exons. The coding region runs from base 1 to 660 and encodes 219 amino acids.